AUGUCUUCAUCUUCGAUGAAUGAAUUUAUUUCAACAAUUCUUGCUAAACCAAAUAAAACAUCGAAUGAUUUACAAGAAAUAAUUAAUAAAUGGCAUGAUGAUUUAUUAAAAAAUGAAGAUUAUCUUCUUCAACAUGCUAAUCAAUUAAAUCAAAAACAACAAAUACUUAAUAAAACAACUGAAUUAUUUAUUCAAAAUCAAGAUUUAUUAACAAAUCUUGAAGAAAAUUUACAAGAAUUUCAAUUAUCAAUUCAAACAUUAAAAAAAUAUAAUGAUGAAUUAGAAAAUAAUAGUGAACAAUUAAAUAAUGAAAGUAAAAAUCUUUUACCAAAUAUUUUAUCAAAUCAUAAAAUUGAACAAGAUCGUUCAAUAAAUUAUGAACUUAUGGAAACAGUUGAUAAUCAUUUAAAUGAACUUGAUAAAACAAUAAAACAACUCUAUGAAAAGCUUCAAAUAAAUAAAGAUAGUUCAAUUAUAAAUACAAUAGAUGAUUUACAAACAUGUUUUGAUGAUAUUAAUAAUCUUCAAGAAUCUAUGAAACAAAUUAAAUUAUAA
Molecule: messenger RNA, 555 nt
Organism: Rotaria sordida
Lineage: Eukaryota; Metazoa; Rotifera; Eurotatoria; Philodinida; Philodinidae
Source: the annotation of a GenBank genome assembly